Messenger RNA from Scylla paramamosain (green mud crab), 2228 nucleotides. RefSeq lists its product as uncharacterized. Gene Ontology annotation, molecular function: diacylglycerol O-acyltransferase activity. The coding region runs from base 86 to 1879 and encodes 597 amino acids. The transcript is spliced from 9 exons. Gene Ontology annotation, cellular component: plasma membrane. The record is from RefSeq and is a predicted model, not a curated record. Gene Ontology annotation, biological process: triglyceride biosynthetic process. NCBI's taxonomy places the organism in Eukaryota, Metazoa, Arthropoda, Malacostraca, Decapoda, Portunidae.
GAGAGUGGUGAGUGUGGUGGUGGUGGUGGUGUGGUCAGUGUGGAGCGCGUCAAGGCCAGUGAGGACCCUUACAGAGUGCAGCAGCAUGGCGGUGUUCCCGAUGGAGCGACACAUGUACUCCUGGAUGUUGGACAACGCCACGAGGCCCCUCAGCGGAUCCUUCCAGCCUCUCGCCCUUCCCCCCGAGACCACUGCCUUCUCCUGGCUGGAAGUUCUCGGGCAACAUGAGUUUCUCCUCCUCCCCGCUCUGCAGAACAUGCCUCUGGCGCUGCUGGUGCUCCUCGUGCCGCAGGUCUCCACAGGUAGCCCCAAGAAGCUGCUCUCGCCCUUGAAGCGCCUGGUGGCUCGUGUUUUCCUCUUCCACUUGCUGCUUAACGUAGUGAAAGCAAUAGUGGGGCUGGUGCUAAUGCUGGCGUUGCUGCCCGUCAUGUUCCCUUUCAUGGCUUUCUUCGCGGCGACCUCCAUCCUAGUGAGGGUGUGUUACGCCGUUCUGUGGGGCCCCAGCGUCAAGAAAGUGGAGGGGCUGGACUGUGUGUGGGGCGUGGAGGAGGAGGAAAACAAGCCCUUUAUUACCGUGUGCCUGCGCGUGCACGGCGCCCCGGACCUCCACGCGGUGCAGCAAGCCAUCCUCACCAAGAUCCUGCAGGUGCGGGACGAUUACGGCGAGUACAAGUACAAGAAGUUCCGCCAGCUGUUCUCGCAGCGGUGCGGCUACUACUGCUGGAGGGACGACUGUAACUUCAACAUCAACAACCACGUGCGGGAGAUUGAGCUGAGCAGCCUCCUCCCGACACCCGCCUCCCAGGACGCCAAGGGUGAAGACGAGGCUGCGGCAGGAGAGGAGAGGCAGAAGGGCAACGAUGAUGCCACGGACGAGGUGCUGCAGUGGUACGUGAGCGAGGAGCUGACGAAGGCCAUGCCUGAGGACAAGCCGCAGUGGGAGGUGCUGCUGGUGGCUCGAGGUGAUGGCAGGUACAAUGUGUUGCUAAGGCUCCAUCACGCUAUCGGAGACGGUGUGACGCUCGUGCGGUUAUGUGUGGAGGCCCUGGUGGACACGCCCCUCCCUCGCCCCCCGGUUGGAGCUCCCCCGCCUGGUCCCAUCGUCAGGGCUGUCAUGACUGUGUGGUCCCUGAUGAUGCUGCCUUUCGGUAUCCUGAAGGUGGCGGCAAACUUCGACCGUAACUGUCUUCAUGGUCUUCCUCUCUCAGGCCGCAAGCUGAUGACGUGGUCGAGGGGCAUGCCACUGGGUGUCCUCCGUCAGGUGAAGAACAAAGCCUCCACCACUAUCAACGACGUUCUUAUGACCUGCCUCUCCGCCGCCCUCGCCAAGCACUUCACCCGCAGGAAAGAGGAGCCCAAAAAGGUGACAGUAGUGGUGCCUGUCAGUUUCCACGACCCCCAUGAGCCUCUGACCCUCACCAACCUCUUUUCCAUCGCCACGGUCAAGCUCCCCGUCAGCAAGGCACUGGCGCCACACUCGAGACUCGCCGUUGUCAAGGAGGUACUUGAUGACACGAAGAGGGACCCGACGCUGGGGGCGGUGUACUGGGUGGUGAAAGCGACCAGCGAAAUCCUUCCCGCCCCUGUGGCCUCCUUCCUCUUCAACAGCCAGGGCAUUACCUUAUGUGCCAGCAACGUGCCAGGUCCCCAGCAGGAGAUAACCAUAUGGGGGGACAGGGUGGAGGACCUGGUUUUCUGGGUGCCUAACAGAGGUCCUGUGGGCGUGGGCGUGUCAUUCUUCAGCUACAAGGGUACGGUGAAGAUCGGCCUAAAUGUGGACCUGGCCCUCUUCCAUUCAACGGCUGAGGCGAAGCUGCUAUUGGAAGACAUGGAGGAGGAACUCAAGCUACUGCACCGUCGCCUCCUCCCACAGGGGUAGACAUCCCAGUCCCAGUCAACUUGCUCCGUCAGAUUCCAAAGUGACUAAACUGAGGCUCUUUCCACAUCUAUGAUCUACUAUCAAUCUAACAUCUACCAAAUUCAUCAUAGUCAUCAUCAUGGUCUAUUUGGGGUUUAAUUUUAAUGUUUUCAUGAAAAUUUCACGGUAAAGAUGCAAAAUAAAUAAAUAAAUAAAUAAACUUGGUUUUCCUUACAAGAUUGUUUUUUUUUUUUUCAUAACACGACGGGAUGUCUCAAGUAAAUCUCGGUUUGGUUUACAGCUUUCACGUGUUAUAAUGAAUGUGAGGAUGAACUUGUGAUGGACAGUAAAUGAAGUGUUUUGAUGAAAA